This is a messenger RNA of Harpegnathos saltator (Jerdon's jumping ant), 654 nucleotides long. It is a transcript of the gene LSm7, whose product is annotated as U6 snRNA-associated Sm-like protein LSm7. Bases 267 to 602 code for a protein of 111 amino acids. The record is from RefSeq and is a predicted model, not a curated record. Gene Ontology annotation, molecular function: RNA binding. NCBI's taxonomy places the organism in Eukaryota, Metazoa, Arthropoda, Insecta, Hymenoptera, Formicidae. Gene Ontology annotation, biological process: nuclear-transcribed mRNA catabolic process; mRNA splicing, via spliceosome. Gene Ontology annotation, cellular component: Lsm1-7-Pat1 complex; catalytic step 2 spliceosome; U12-type spliceosomal complex. The transcript has 4 exons.
UUUCUCAUAUUUAUAUGCAUUGCAACGAUGGAUCUUUAUUAAUAUUUCGUCAGCAAUUUCCGCCUAAACUAUCGAAAGCGCCCUCGAAACUUCGAUUCGAUAUAAUCGAUUCUAUAAUCGCGAGAAAAUCGAUUCAGGUAUCGAUUUAUCAAAUAUUCAAGCAUGCGACAUAACCUGAAUGUUCAAAAUGCGUUGCAUUUUCUUGGAUUGGUAGAGAUUAACUUUCUGUUUUUGUGAUUAAAAUUUUCUUGUACGCCUACACAAAUAUGUCUGCACCAAAACAGCAACAGAACGUGGAGCACAAGGAGAAGAAAAGGAAAGAAAGUAUAUUAGAUCUUUCCAAGUAUCUUGAGAAAAAUAUAAGGGUAAAAUUUGCUGGUGGCAGAGAAGCUGCAGGAAUACUUAAAGGUUAUGAUCCAUUGCUGAAUUUGGUACUCGAUAAUACAACAGAAUACCUGAGAGAUCCUGAUGAUCCAUACAAAUUGAUACAGGAUACUCGUAUGUUGGGUCUGGUGGUAUGUAGAGGAACUUCCGUAGUGCUUAUUUGUCCUGUAGAUGGUAUGGAAUCUAUCCAAAAUCCAUUUAUACAACAGGAAGGAUAAGCACAAAGGCUUGAGCCUUCGUGUCACUAUUAUAUUCUACUUUUGAAACAAU